This is a messenger RNA of Anneissia japonica, 1084 nucleotides long. RefSeq names its product 1-acyl-sn-glycerol-3-phosphate acyltransferase epsilon-like. Gene Ontology annotation, cellular component: mitochondrion; endomembrane system. The transcript is spliced from 7 exons. Gene Ontology annotation, molecular function: acyltransferase activity. NCBI's taxonomy places the organism in Eukaryota, Metazoa, Echinodermata, Crinoidea, Comatulida, Comatulidae. The coding region runs from base 131 to 1084 and encodes 317 amino acids. The record is from RefSeq and is a predicted model, not a curated record.
UGCUUUGGUCGUGAAAAAAACUUUCCUAGAUUCGCUGCUAACAUGUGGAAAUGCAGUAUGCGUUUUAUCUAGGGUUAUGGUGUAAUUUUAAUGAAUUUGAUUGUAAAACACAUACUUUUAUAUUUUCAGUAUGUUAACAGUGAUAUUCCAUAUAAACACCUUACGGUUCGCCGUACCAGCUGUGGCGUUAAUGGGUGUUGGACCACAGUAUUUAACGCUAAUCCUAGGCUGGCGAUUAGCCUCUGUGUUAUUGCCAACGAGCUGGUUCCGUGCGGGUGACGAUUGCAUAUGGGGAACAUACCAACGAUUCAUUGAGUUCUUCUUUGAACAUUGUACAGGCGUGGAGGUUGUGUUGUCCGGUGAUGUUGAUGACCUUAAGAAGGAGAAUGUCUUGUACCUGUCCAACCACCAGAGUACAAUGGAUUGGAUCAUCGCUGACAUGCUGGCCAUCCGUGCCGGCUGUCUUGGAAGAAUGCGAUAUGUCUUGAAGGAUGGUCUAAAAUAUAUGCCCUUAUAUGGUUUCUACUUUGGCUUGCAUGGUUGCAUCUAUGUGAAGAGGAGCAAUAGGUUUGAUCAACGCAAUAUCAACAGAUGUAUGCGUCAGCUUGCAAGCUUUGAGAAACAUAAAACACCUGUCUGGAUGGUUAUUUUUCCUGAAGGAACAAGAUACAACCCACAAAAGCUAGAAUUAAUGACUUCCAGCCAGGAAUUUGCUAAGAAAAAUGAUUUAGAGAUACUUCAUAACGUUCUGUCACCGAGAUUUCGUGCAACAAAUUUAUGUAUACAAGGUCUACGAAAGCAUUAUGACGCCGUAUAUGAUGUCACAAUAGCAUAUGGCGGCACAGGUGAACAGGUGGAUGGUGAGGUCGAUGUGGUUAACAGGACAACAGCACCUUCUAUACCAGAUUACCUGAUGGGACAGUGUUCACGUGUGCAUAUUCAUCUUAAACGACGCCCUCUGGAUGAAGUUCCAGAUGAUGAGGAAGGGGUACACAGGUGGCUGCAUGGCAUCUUUGAAGAGAAAGACAGGAAGCAGAAUAAUGCAAUUAUUUCCACAACUGACUUUGACCAAAACCAAACUUGA